CGGUGGUCUCGCCACCAGAGCCCCCCGUUCACUGCCGCCCGUUCAGUGCUAGAAAUCCCUCACCCGAUCGACCAUCAUGCCUGCCGGAGAAUCGAAGCUCAAGACCACGCCGCUGGACCCGCGUUUCCCCAACCAAAACCAGGCGCAGCACUGCUGGACGCGCUACAACGAGUUCGUGCUCUGCCUCAAGAACAACGACGGUGACGAGGACACCUGCAAGAAGUACUUCCAGAACGCCGCCUCGAUCUGCCCCAGCUCCUGGGUGGAGCGCUGGGACGAGCAGCGCGAGGAGGGCACGUUCCAGGGCGUGCAGUACUUCAAGGAGGAGUAAAUGUGCUUGGCCACGUGAUGCUGUGUCUUCUCUAUUCUCCCUCCCCUACUUGCUCAUGUUUCAAGGCUCGAGACUUGCACUAUCGGCUCUGGUUAAUGGCAGAAUGUAGCAUUUAGCUCUUGCGCAGUUACAUCCUCUCCAUGCUCAGAAUCGACGUGCGAUGACAGCAAUAUUUUCACGCACAAUGAACAUGUUGCCGUCUGUGGCAAGUUUGCCUCUCUCAGCCUUCAAAAUAAGCGCCAAGUUCAUCAUUAACCUGCAAAUAUCAAACUAAAAAAAAAAGCAUUGCCAGCAUUUUGCCAUCUUGUUUUGCCAA
Molecule: messenger RNA, 647 nt
Organism: Phytophthora nicotianae INRA-310
Lineage: Eukaryota; Oomycota; Peronosporomycetes; Peronosporales; Peronosporaceae
Exons: 2
Coding region: 77-331 (84 amino acids)
Cellular component (GO): mitochondrion; respiratory chain complex IV
Source: RefSeq, a predicted model, not a curated record